CACCCGCACAGCAUUUGUGCAGGCUACCUGAUGGCGCCAUUGGCAGAAGUUGAGUCUUAAGAGCUUUUGCAGCUUCUUGUUCUGAAAUGCUUGGAAGUUCGGAGAGGGCAGAACGCUCUGUAAGCUUGUUGUUGCCCACAUUCUCUUGCAGUUAAAAGGCAGUUACGCCGGAGGGCAGACAAGAUUUUGGCAAGUGACGGACUUGAGCCAUUCGAAAUGGCCUGAUCUUCAACUUACGUAGCGCAGCGAUAUCCAAUCCUGACAUCAGCAUUUUGUAGCAGACUUGCCAGCGGAGACCUAGAUUAGACGUGUUGGCACGAGCAAGUUGUCUGCUCCACUGAAACUCGCUUGGGGGACAAGAUGCUGUACUUCACACUAAUAAGGUGUCUAGGUCAGUACAGGUUCCUUGUCUCCCAAGCCACACUCAUCUACGUGUUUUGCACCACGUUGGACUGCCUCCCAAUUUUCCAAGUGGUGGAUGAAAGGUUUCUGCUGAGGACCCUGGCAGUGCACUCCCAGUUGAGGCAGGCCAGGGCAGAGCUGACAGACCGGCCGCAUCAGGAUUGAGCAGCCCAAUGAUGGCCAGGAUCGCUGGGAGGGCGCAAAGCGCCACUAACAUCCCCUCUCUCUCGAAGCGCAACACUCUCGCAAACCUUGGGAAGUCUGCGUGUGGUCUACUGGAAAGUUACCUGGCCGGGAAUGUAGGGCACGAUCGCAGAACUUGUCAUGGCUGGGGCAGUCACUAUAUGUCAAGAAGUGAAGGGUCAGAUAGUGGUUUUACAAGGGCCACGACGAAACAAGUAGAAGUGAAUGAGGCGGCAGCUUCCUCACCCGCAUCAGCUCAAGAAUGUAACAAAGAAGCGGAAAAACCGGUGCCAGUAGUCAAGGAGAGCCAUAUUGUGCUCGAUGCGUUUCUGAAAGUGCGCUCAGAGACGCUCCUCCUGCCAGACGGCAAAACCAUGGACUAUCUGACAGUCUUGUCCAGACCAACCGCGGUGGUCAUUCUGGCUUUCACUCCCGACAACAAGCUUGUUCUGACACAAGAGUAUCGUCACCCCACCGGCAAGUACCUUCUGAGCAGCCCUGGGGGGCUGGUCGACCCAAACGAGGACCCGCUUACGGCUGCCGCUCGCGAGUUGCGAGAGGAGACUGGAUACGAAGCUACGGAGUAUGCAGUCAUUGGUGAAUCAUGGCCAGCCCCGGGCAUCAUUGAACAGAAGGUGAUCUUCGUUGCUGCCAAGAACGCAAUCCAAAAAGGGGUGCCUGCCUUGGAGGGAGGCGAAAUGCUAUGCACGCACUUGAGAUCUCUCGAAGAGGCCCGCUCAGACAUCCUCGCUGGGAUGCCCACGGAUGGAAUCUUGUUGACGGGGUUAUGGUACCUCGAACAUGGCGAACCUUUGGUUACAAAGAAGGUAGUGUCAAAUCAUUGAUUGAGUUGAAUGUAAACUGCAAGUCGUAGCUAGGUAUAUGUAGAGAUAAGUUCAUGUGCGAUGGAAAUCAUGCCGAUGUACAAAAAUAGGUCAUUAGCAUGGUAGGAUAGGAUAGGCAACUCGAACGGGGUGCCGCCUUGUGCGGCUGACAUAACGAUCCAGCUUCCGACCACCUAUAUUGUUGUAGGCCUCUGCGCAACUCUAGCUCGGGGCCGGCGGCAGCGCAUCGCCUUGUAAUCUGAUUCGAUACGGAUGCAUUUGGA
This is a messenger RNA of Klebsormidium nitens, 1693 nucleotides long. Lineage: Eukaryota; Viridiplantae; Streptophyta; Klebsormidiophyceae; Klebsormidiales; Klebsormidiaceae. The record is from the annotation of a GenBank genome assembly.